Choloepus didactylus (southern two-toed sloth) is the source of this 1872-nucleotide messenger RNA. RefSeq names its product serine protease 8 (gene PRSS8). Gene Ontology annotation, biological process: positive regulation of sodium ion transport; proteolysis. Gene Ontology annotation, molecular function: serine-type endopeptidase activity; sodium channel regulator activity. NCBI's taxonomy places the organism in Eukaryota, Metazoa, Chordata, Mammalia, Pilosa, Megalonychidae. The transcript has 5 exons. Bases 256 to 1266 code for a protein of 336 amino acids. The record is from RefSeq and is a predicted model, not a curated record.
CUUGGGGGAGGUCUCUGCGUGGUCAGGCCGUGCUGGAGACGGCGCCCUCACUGCGGGCAGUGGAGACCUGGAGUGUCCCUGUGCCCGGUCCCUGCCUCAAAGUCAGCCUUGGGCACUUGGUUCUUCCCAGCCUGGACCCCUGGAUCCCCUCCCUCUGGGCCCGACGCCUGGAUCCUGCCUUCGAAACCGUCCUCCAACGCUAGGUCCCUUCCCUCAGGUGCCUGGUGUCUCCCCCAGGGGCCCUUGUCCUGGGCCAUGGCCCAGAGGUUGGGUUUGGGGCCUGGGCGACGGGAGGCUGUGACCUCUCUGCUCCUGUUUGGAUUAUUCCAGUCUGGAAUGGCCUUCUGUGGCAUGGCCCCCCAAGCACGCAUCACCGGUGGGGACAACGCGGCUUCUGGUCAGUGGCCCUGGCAGGUCAGCAUCACCUACAGCGGCACCCACGUGUGUGGUGGUUCUCUUGUGUCUGAUGAGUGGGUGCUGUCAGCUGCUCACUGCUUCCCCAGGGAGCACCGCACGGAAGACUACGAGGUAAAGCUGGGGGCCUACCAGCUGGACUCCUACACCCCUGACACUGAGGUCCGCACCCUGGCCCAAGUGAUCACCCACAACAGCUACCGCCAGGAGGGCUCCGAGGGUGACAUCGCGCUCCUCCGCCUCAGCAGCCCCAUCACCUUCUCCCGCACCAUCCGGCCCAUCUGCCUCCCCGCAGCCAACGCCUCCUUCCCCAACGGCCUCCAAUGUACUGUCACCGGAUGGGGCCAUGUGGCCCCUUCAGUGAGCCUCCAGGCCCCCAGGCCCCUGCAGCAGCUUGAGGUGCCCCUGAUCAGCCGCGAUACAUGUAAUUGCCUGUACAACAUCAACGCCAAGCCCGAGGAACCCCACUUCAUCCAGCCGGACAUGGUGUGUGCUGGCUAUGUGCAGGGGGGCAAGGAUGCCUGCCAGGGUGACUCUGGGGGCCCGCUCUCCUGCCCCGUGGGGGGCCUGUGGUAUCUGGCAGGCAUUGUGAGCUGGGGUGAUGCCUGUGGAGCCCCCAACAGGCCUGGUGUGUACACUCUGACCUCCAGCUAUGCCUCCUGGAUCCACUACCAUGUGGCACAGCUCCAACCCCAGGUGGUGCCCCAAACCCAGGAGUCCCAGCCUGAUGACAACCUCUGCCACAAGCAUCAGGCCUUCAACUUGGCUCCAGGCCAUGGCUCGCUGGGGCCCAUCCUUCUGCUACCACUGGGCCUGACCCUGAGCCUCCUCCAUCCCUGGCCAGGCCACUGAGCUACUCACCCCGGGAGCUGACCCUGCUUCCAGGACUGACACAUCACACCCAAGGACAGAUGCCGGCUCUCAGUAAUGGACCUGGCCCCUCCCUGACACCCUCUGGGCCAGAGCCAUUGCUUCCUCCCAGGACCCUGUGGGGGGCCAGGGCACCUGACCCUUAAGCCCACUCUUCAGGAUCUGCUCUGUAGGGUUCUAAUCUCCAGAGAGGAGUUUUAUUGCCUGUGGUGUUCACUGGAACGUCUGGCUGCCUCCAUCUGCUUGUCCACAGCCUAUUGGUCGGGCUCCCCUGAAGCCCCCAAAGAGCUGUUUCUAGAUGAGUGGGCAGUGGCCGGGCUGAUCGCUACUAAAGGGCUGGCUCCAGUGCUCCAGCCUCCCUGCCCGAUGAGCCCAUCGCUUCCCCCUCUUCCUGUCUUCUGGGCUUGAGCUGCCUCUAGGCAGCUUGUUUCAAGGACAGAAAAGGCCCCAGUCUUGCCACAUUGGCCACCAUGCCUCCCUUGAGCCCUGACUCCUGGACUCCGGAGGACUGAGCCCCCCCCGGAACUGGGCUGGAGCUUGGGUCUGAGGAGCAGGGUAAAAAGAAGGAGUAAAAUGUUUUGAACAUAA